CAGUUCGCAUUCAAGCAAGCAAAAUGCACGUAUACCUGUAAUGACAGUUAUAACGCCACAGAGGCACCACUUUGUAAUCAACGCUCAAAUUAAGUUUUCUUUUCUUUGCUAUAAGACAAUGUAGUAUUAUCGUGGAAUGAGGGUUUUUUUCUUCGUCUUGUAGAAACAAUCUUUUCUUGUUUAGUCCCCCAUCAAUAGCUAUGGUUUUCUUUGCCUGUGCUUUGAGAAAAUGGUUAGGCGAGCAACUGGCUGUGUGCAGAAUGAGAACUUCGACCAGUCGUGAUUUGGCUGUUCACGGUUACUGACGACGCUCAGCUGAGUUAGCUCCACCCGAGAGAUCCUACAAUAUCCUGAUGCUGUUGCCAGUAUCCUCGAAGAGUCACAGGAAUGUAUUUUUGCCGGUCGCCGAGGCUUUAGCCGACCGAGGACACAAGAUUGUGAUGCUGGUCAACCACCCGCCGGCGUUGAAGCACCCGAACGUCCAGGAGAUCAACCACGAACUGCCCGAUUUCAGGGAAGAAAACAUGAACAUGUUCGCGACACGAGAGAACCCGGCUGCUGCGUUCGGAGUGUUCGAGACCGCUCUCCCCGCCAUCGCCAGGAAGCUGUACAAGGUUCCGAAGGUUAAAGAACUCUAUGACAGAAGAAAGGAGUUUGAUCUCAUAGUUAUCAACCAUAUGUUUAAUGAGGUUGCAUACCCUUUCGCCCACGAGAUGCCCUACAUCACCAUAGCAACGCCAGGUAUGGACUACCGCCAGAGCGCUGUCUUGGGCAAUGUUCUGAAUCCUGCUUACGUUCCUAACAUAAUGAAGUCUUACCCAUUGCCUAUGAGCAUGUUACACCGCUUCAUCAAUACGAUAGAACACAUCAUGCUUGCCGUUCAUUGGCGCCACUGGAGUAUCGUUCCGCCCGUACAGAAGGAGAUUUCGGCCCAGUUCCCGGACCUCCCGUCACUGCUGGACAUUGAACGUAAUCAGAGCCUUACCUUGAUGAACUCCCACUUCACAAUGAACGAUGUUCUGCCUUUGCUGCCGUCCCAGGUGGAAGUAGGGGCCAUGCACUGUCGCCCUGGCAAGCCCCUCCCUGAGGAUUUAGAGUCCUGGAUCAGCGGCGCAGGAUCAGAGGGAGUCGUGUACUUCAGUCUCGGCUCCGUGGCUCAAGGUCAGUCGAUGCCCAAGAAAUACCGAGAUAUGUUCGUGGAGGCCUUCAAGAAGCUCAAACAGCGAGUCAUCUGGAAGUACGAGGUGGCGCUGGAGGGCGUCUCUGACAACGUGAUAAUGCGGAAGUGGCUGCCGCAGCAGGAUAUUCUCGCUCAUCCAAACGUCCGGGUCUUCAUCACCCACGGAGGACUCCUCAGCACUCAGGAGUCCUUCUACCACUCCACGCCAGUCCUAGCGGUCCCCAUCUUUGGCGAUCAGCCCAAGAAUGGCAUGAACAUACAGAACAACGGCCUCGGUCUGAUGCUGGUGUGGGAGGAGCUGACGGUCGAGCUCAUCGUGAACAGUCUCCAGGAAAUUAUCUCGAAUCCUAAGUACAAAGCCAGGGCCGCAGAGGUGCAGGGUCCCCUCCGCGACCAGCCCGACAGCCCGAAGGAUCGCGCGGUGUUCUGGACCGAGUACGUGAUCCGGCACAAGGGCGCCCCCCGGCUGCGGUCUCCGGCGGCGCAGCUGUCGUGGGUCGAGUUCCUCAUGCUGGACGUGCUGCUGGUGUUCCACGUCGCCGUGUUCGUGGCUGUGUACGUGGUCCGCCGCCUUCUGGGAGCCGUCUGCUCGUGGGUCUUCGGGUCCAAGAGCAAAGGCAAAAAGAAGAGGGAUGACCGUAGUGGUUGUCUAGUGAAUGUCGGAAAGCGGCCUAUACUCAUGCCCGCCAACCACCGGUGUUCAGACCAACGUUUAGAGGGUGUGGCGGGCACUAGUAAAGGCCGAAGCCCGACGUUUGCUGGACAACCACUAUGGUCACUGCCUCACCACAGCUCGGUCUGCAAUAUGACCAUCACCCAUGUGGACAAGCUACAUAGGAAAGAAAGCGCGCACCAACACUUCAGCAUUAUGAGUGAUUGUUGGAAGGACUACGACUGCCUGGAGGACGAGGGGUUUAAACAUCACAGAGUCGAGCACAGAUUAAAUUUUGAUGACCUUGGUAUAGCUAUUGGCCCAGUAUGCAGUAAAAACUUUAAACCCCAUAAUGUUGAGGUGACGUUAGCAUGUGCAGAAUUGGCUCCACCCGAGAGAUCCUACAAGAUUCUGAUGCUGUUACCAGUAUCUUCGAAGAGCCAUAGGAAUGUCUUCAUGCCUAUCGCUGAGGCUUUAGCUGAUCGAGGACAUAAGAUUGUGAUGCUGGUCAACCACCCACCAGCAUCAAAGCACCCAAACAUCCAGGAGAUCAACCACGAACUGACCGAUUUCAGGGAAGAAAACAUGAACAUGUUCGAGACACGAGAGAACCCAGCUGGUGCAUUCGGAAUGUUCGAGACCGCUCUCCCCGCCAUCGCCAGGAAGCUGUACAAGGUUCCGAAGGUUAAAGAACUCUAUGACAGAAGAAAGGAGUUUGAUCUCAUAGUCAUCAACCAUAUGUUUAAUGAGCUUGCGUACCCGUUCGCCCACGAGAUGCCCUUCAUCACCGUAGCAACGCCAGGUGUGGACUACCGCCAGAGCGCGGUUUUGGGCAACGUCUUGAACCCUGCCUAUGUACCUCACUCGAUGAAAGCUUACCCUCUUCCUAUGACUAUGUUACGUCGAUUCCUUAAUACCGUAGCGCCCAUCAUGAUUGCCGUAUACUGGCGUCACUGGAGUAUCCUUCCGCCUGUUCAACAGGAGAUUUCGGCCCAGUUUCCGGACCUCCCGUUACUGCUGGACAUUGAACGCAACCAGAGCCUUACCUUGAUGAACUCCCACUUCGCAAUGAACGAUGUUCUGCCUCUGCUGCCAUCCCAGGUGGAAGUUGGGGCCAUGCAUUGCCGGCCUGGCAAGCCCCUCCCUGAGGAUUUAGAGUCCUGGAUCAGCGGCGCAGGAUUAGAGGGAGUCGUGUACUUCAGUCUCGGCUCCGUGACUCAAGGUCAGUCGAUGCCCAAGAAAUACCGAGAUAUGUUCGUGGAGGCCUUUAAGCAGCUCAAACAGCGAGUCAUCUGGAAGUACGAGGUGGCGCUGGAGGGCGUCUCUGAUAACGUGCUGAUGCGGAAGUGGCUGCCGCAGCAGGAUAUUCUCGCUCAUCCAAACGUCCGGGUCUUCAUCACCCACGGAGGACUCCUCAGCACUCAGGAGUCCUUCUACCACUCCACGCCAGUCCUCGCGGUCCCCAUCUUUGGCGAUCAGCCCAAGAAUGGCAUGAACAUUCAGGACAACGGCCUCGGUCUGAUGCUGGUGUGGGAGGAGCUGACGGUAGAGCUCAUCGUGAACAGUCUCCAGGAAAUUAUCUCGAAUCCUAAGUACAAAGCCAGGGCCGCAGAGGUGCAGGGUCCCCUCCGCGACCAGCCUCAGAGCCCGAAGGAUCGCGCGGUGUUCUGGACCGAGUACGUGAUCCGGCACAAGGGCGCCCCCCGGCUGCGGUCUCCGGCGGCGCAGCUGUCGUGGGUCGAGUUCCUCAUGCUGGACGUGCUGCUGGUGUUCCACGUCGCCGUGUUCGUGGCUGUGUACGUGGUCCGCCGCCUUCUGGGAGCCGUCUGCUCGUGGGUCUUCGGGUCCCGGAGCACAGGCAAGAAGAAAGCGGAAUGAGGGAUUUUAUGACUCAAAAUUUAUAUAUAUUUUUUUCUCUUCAGAUUUUUAAAAUUCAGUUUGUGACUCUGAUACCUGUCUUUAUUUUUACAUAAAUGUGUCUCUUGAUGGCAAAAAAAUAUAAUUUUUACCGUACACAGUAUUAAAUGUACUUAAUGGCUGCUAUUGUAACUGCACUAUCACUAUCGUAAUAAAAAUAGUGAUACGGUACA
Molecule: messenger RNA, 3922 nt
Organism: Penaeus monodon (black tiger shrimp)
Lineage: Eukaryota; Metazoa; Arthropoda; Malacostraca; Decapoda; Penaeidae
Molecular function (GO): UDP-glycosyltransferase activity
Source: RefSeq, a predicted model, not a curated record